Messenger RNA from Cavenderia fasciculata, 1380 nucleotides. RefSeq lists its product as uncharacterized. Bases 1 to 1380 code for a protein of 459 amino acids. Lineage: Eukaryota; Evosea; Eumycetozoa; Acytosteliales; Cavenderiaceae. The record is from RefSeq and is a predicted model, not a curated record. The transcript has 5 exons. Gene Ontology annotation, molecular function: GTP binding; GTPase activity.
AUGUCAACACCUAAAAUAGUACCCUUUCGAAUCGUUUUUGUGGGCGAUGGAGGGAGUGGUAAAACAACAUUAGUUCAAGGUUUGUUUGAUGUCGAACCUGUACUUGAAAGAGAGUCAUUUAAUUAUCCUUAUUCUCCUGCUGAAAGAUUCUAUGAUCAAUCUGUAUCUGCUUUAAAUAUUCAAAUUUUCAUUUAUAGAGCACAAAGAUUUGAUAGACGUCAAAAUCAAGCUUAUGGUACUGCUAGAUUGGCAGUGGUAGUGGUUGAUGUUACCAAUCAAGUGUCUAUAUCGAACAUUGGCAAUUGGUGUGGAGAGAUUGAAAGAUACAGUCAUGAUAAUAUACAUGUACUGGUAGUUGGAAUGAAAUGUGAUGUUGAUGAAGAGGACAGAGUCAUGUCCAAAGAAGAGAUCAACGCAAAGAUUAAAACAUUCUCUAACCACCAAUACAUUGAAAUGUGCCGAGACGAUUUGCAUAAGAAAAAGACAGAGUUUAUGCAUAUUGUAAAGAAUUGCUUCAACGGUGAAGUGAUGUCUUGUUAUUCAACGGUACAACCAUUUUAUAGUCGUACUGGUCAAGGUACCCCCGCACAGUUUGGUGCUGGAUUGUAUGGUGCAUCUGCACGUUUACACUUGGAUGCGAUUCGAUGUGAUGAUUCCCACCACCUACCAUUUCAACUACCGGUUCGUAGAGUCACCUAUACUAUUGAAGCAGCUGCCAAUAACAACUCUCAACCAAUAUGUGAUCAAUUAUUCCAAAAGGUGGUGAUGAUUGGGACUGCACGUACCACCACACGUGAUGCUGCAAUCCCUUCGGUCUUUAAAUCGGUGUAUCUAGUCAGAAAGAUAUUUGGACAGGUCCGCGAGAUUCACAGACAAUUGGGACUGUGGACUGUACCAUUGUCAAGCAAUAACGCUGCUUUUUGGUGCUCCCAUCCUCGUCUUGUUGGUAUGCUACGAUACAAGUUUGCUUGUGGACAUGAUCCCAUCCAAUUCGAGUUGGCUUCCCACAACCUACGAAUAUUCCUUCGAAAUAAUCGUGACUUGGAUCUAAUGAAACGUUGCUGUGAUUUGAACAAAACACGUGUAGUUGGUACUAUUGAAUCGUGGUUUGUUGACGAUGCAUGGUAUCAGUGGACUGUCCAUGGAUUCAUGUACAGUGUUAUUUUUGGUUACUUGGAUAUUACAAAAUACAUAUCUCAAAAUAGUACCAUUGCAAGUCCAAAAUUAAUUAAAGCUUCUAGAAAAAAAGAUAAAUCAAACAAUAAUAAUAAUAUUAAUAAUAAUAAUAAUAAUAAUAGUGAUUCCUCUAUACUAUCAACAUUUAACCUUUCAGAACAUCAUAUUAAAGAAGCCAGUCAAUUGGCUCUAAAUAAUGAUUAA